Messenger RNA from Saccostrea cuccullata (small rock oyster), 501 nucleotides. RefSeq names its product craniofacial development protein 2-like. Gene Ontology annotation, cellular component: nucleus. Lineage: Eukaryota; Metazoa; Mollusca; Bivalvia; Ostreida; Ostreidae. The record is from RefSeq and is a predicted model, not a curated record. The coding region runs from base 1 to 501 and encodes 166 amino acids. Gene Ontology annotation, biological process: chromatin remodeling. The transcript is spliced from 2 exons. Gene Ontology annotation, molecular function: catalytic activity.
AUGAGCCAGCUGGUCACUCAUCUGGAAAAUGCAGUCUGCUAUUCGCCUACAGAAGACAAAGAAGAAGAAGAAAAGCAUUCUUUUUAUGAAGAACUGCAGAGAGCUGUGGAGGAAACACCAGUUCAUGAUGUAAUCAUACUUGGUGAUCUUGUUGCGAAAGAUGGUACCAACAAUAAAGGAAAAGAAUCCAUAAUGGGAAAAUAUGGCUGUGAUGUUAUUAACAAUAAUGGUAGUAGAAUAGUAGAUUUUUGCCUAGAAAAUACGUUAGUUAUUGGAGGCACCAUCUUCCAGCACAAGAACAUUUAUAAACUUACAUGGACUUCACCAGAUGGUAACACACAGAACCAAAUUGACCAUGAAUUGAUAAAUAAAAGGUGGAGAGGAACAUUGCAGGACGUAAGAGCAUUGAGAGAAGCUGAUGUAGGAAGUGACCACAUAAUUGUCCUAGUAAAGCUGAAAUUGAAAUUGAGAAAGAUAAACGGUCACCCCAAGUGGAUGUGA